Lachancea sp. 'fantastica' is the source of this 1416-nucleotide messenger RNA. The record is from the annotation of a GenBank genome assembly. NCBI's taxonomy places the organism in Eukaryota, Fungi, Ascomycota, Saccharomycetes, Saccharomycetales, Saccharomycetaceae.
AUGAACAACAUUGUGGUUUUUGGGGGCUCUUCUCACCCCUCCAUAGUUGACAAGAUCUGUGGAAACUUGGGAAUCAAGCCCUCGCAAGUCAAGCUAGGAAAAUUUUCGAACGGAGAAACGAGCAUUAGUAUCAACGAAUCUGUGCGUGAAAAAGACGUCUAUGUAAUCCAGAGCGGCUGUGGACAUGUUAACGAUAACUUCAUUGAACUGCUGGUCUUGUUGAAUGCUUGCAAAACUGCCUCUGCAUCCCGUGUGACUGCAGUAAUGCCUUACUUCUGCUACUCUCGUCAACCGGACAUUCCUUAUACCGCUAAAGGAGCACCCUUGAUCUCUAAGCCCAAAGAAAAGUACACCUUUGAAAGUAUUCCAGGCACACCUGUGUCUUCCGUCACAACGACGCAAACACCCGCUGGACCUUCCAACGACGCUUUUAACGCAGGUGGCAUCGGCACCGAAGACAAGAAACAUGCGGAGCCAACAACUUUGCAACAGCCCACACCUGUUCGUUUCGCAGAUGAUGGAGCAAUUCACAAAUCACCAUCGCAGUCACGCAUCCCCAUGGUUCCAGAGCGUAAAGAAAACAGUUCUGAGUUAGGUUCUCUCUUUAACGCCAACAACGCGGGCUACAAACUUUGGGUUGCCCAAGCGGGUACCUUGGUGGCUAAUCUUCUAACAACUGCUGGUGCAGACCAUGUUAUCACCAUGGAUCUUCAUGACUCGCAGUUUCAGGGAUUUUUCGAUAUUCCCGUCGAUAACUUGUACUGUAAGCCCAUUGCCCAUAAUUACAUUCAGUACAACAUUCCAGAGUACAAAGAAGCUGUCGUUGUGUCUCCAGAUGCUGGUGGUGCUAAACGUGCUGCAUCUCUUGCGGACGCACUAGAGAUCUCUUUUGCCCUGAUACACAAAGAGAAGAGAUCGCAAUUGCCUAAGGGUCCUCCAGAUGCGACUUUGACCUCGGGUGGAGGAGCAGCAAUUUCUGGCAAGCCCCUUAUUGCAUCCAGCUCAAUGUUGGCAACCAACUCACAAGAGAUGAGGUCUUCGACCUCGAGCUCCAGAUAUGUUCAAACCACAAUGCUUGUUGGCGAUGUCCGUAACAAGACAUGCAUCUUAGUUGAUGAUCUUGUGGACACUUCCUAUACUAUCACCCGAGCGGCAAAGCUACUCAAAGAUCAAGGUGCCACGAAGGUAUAUGCUCUGAUAACCCAUGGUGUAUUUUCUGGAGAUGCUCUCAACAGAGUCGCUCUCAGCGCAAUCGACAAGAUCGUCGUCACAAAUACAGUGCCGCAACAUGAGACAGUCAAGUUUUUGGGCAAAGAUCGAGUGCAUGUCCUCGACGUUUCGCAGAUCUUCGGUGAGUCUAUCAGGAGAAUCCAUAAUGGUGAGUCAAUUAGUAUGCUCUUUGAGCUUGGAUGGUAA